AUGGUGGAAGCUGAGGCAACUGGUGGCGCCCGCAAAAGCGUCCGGGCCCUGCAGUCCCCCCAGUGCCCUAGCCCCACCUCGUGGUCCCUGAUGCCCACGCCGCAGGAAGGCCAAGAGCCUGCGGGGCGACCGCCCAGAGAAUGCAGUCAGGCAGCGCAGGUGCGCGUCAGCAGCUGGUGCGCCAACAGAAGGAAGAAGAGGAAAUGUGGCGAAUGCACGACGGACUGGAAGCGGCGGCUGUGCACCUCCAAUGUGCUCUCCACCAGCAUGCUCUGGGGCUCCGCCACUUCGGUGCCAACUUGGGCUCCAAUGCCUUCAGGAGCAUCCCUCACCCUGCCUUCACAGGCUGACAGGCCCUUUGGCAGGCACUGCUGCUGCGAUGACAGGGGGGAGGGGGGCGUCUGGUAA
Messenger RNA from Miscanthus lutarioriparius, 408 nucleotides. NCBI's taxonomy places the organism in Eukaryota, Viridiplantae, Streptophyta, Magnoliopsida, Poales, Poaceae. The record is from the annotation of a GenBank genome assembly.